UUUGUGGGCAACCAAGAAUCUCUUCCCGAAUUGUUGGAGGGCAAGAUGCCCCUGAAGGAGGGUGGCCCUGGCAUGUUAGUAUUUUGCAUGAUUUCCGUCCUAUUUGCGGUGGCGCUCUCAUCAAUGAACAGUGGAUACUGACAGCAGCUAGCUGUGUUUAUGGAUUCGAUUCUAUUGAAAAAUACACUGUGCUUCUUGGAGCCCGUCAGCUCUUAAAUCUCUCCCGAAAUGUGCAACUGUACCCUCUGCAAAAGAUACUCAUCCACCCUAACUACCAGGGCGAGGCUGGCUCUGUUGGGGAUAUUGCUUUACUUAAACUGGCAUCACCCAUUCGCUUCACCAGCCUCAUCCUUCCUGUCUGCUUGCCGCAUUCCUAUGACGAGUUCUCCAACAAUCCAAAUUGUUGGAUUGUUGGAUGGGGAGAUACUGGAAACAAUGAGCCACUGUCAUACCCAUUAACUCUACAGGAAGCAAAGGUGCCUAUCAUAAGCCGAAGGAACUGUAACAAUUUCUACAACGCUGUCCCAUUUCUAGACAUGGAGGAGAAUGAUCCUGUCAAACCUGAUAUGAUCUGUACUGGUUAUACCCAAGGCAGCAAAGCUUUCUGUAAGGGUGACGGUGGUGGACCCUUGGUCUGUAAAGUCGGGAGGAGAUGGAUCCAGGCUGGGAUUGUGUCUUGGGGAGUAGCGUGUGGCAAAUACUUCCAUCCCGGGGUCUGUACUUCAGUGCCCUUCUAUAGUCGUUGGAUCAACGAUAAGAUCAGAACACAAUGAAGGGCUGAUAGUAAAACGUUCCCACAAUGACACUCCUUUCAGUGCCGUUGCCCUUGCUUUAAGAAACAUAAUCAGCAGUAUCAAACCAUUUUCAGUCUAUGCACAAAACAAUCCAGCUGCUAAGCUAAGACUAGAAGCAGAUCAAAUGCCCGUUGCCUGUGUCUCUAAAACAUGCUUAGCCAGCUCAUUGUCCAACCUAGCAACUGUAUUGGCAUAACAUGGGAUGUUGAUGUAGUUUUAACUUUGGUUCACUGGUUGGGUGCUUUGCAACUUAGUGCAACCUCAGCCCAUUUACUGUAGACGGUUGGAUGCGUUGUGCAAACAGUGAAAUUAGGUUAAUUCAGAAACCAGGUUAAUAAUGGUAGUACAAAGAAUAGAAGCAUUACCCGACAUUUUGCCUAAUGCUCCUUAGCAUUCUUCUUUAGUGUGUAUUGAAGGAUUGUGAUUAGGAAGCCAUGUGAGCAAAGUUAGCUAUUAUAAAGAAAUGAAAAGGAACAUCAAGAACCAAAAAACAUGUGAGGCCUAUUAAAGCAAGCUCCAGAUUGCUGGGCAUGUGCUGAGUUCCAGAACUGAAUUCCACAAGUAGCAGAGGACCCAAUCCCAGGAAUAAGUGAUACUCACCUUGUGAACAUCACAGUACCCUUCCAAAAAGACCAGCAGUCUUUUCUCCUCAUCUUUUGAUUUAUUUAGCAUGUAGACAGGAAUGCCAUCAGUAUGAGAGGAUACAGAACUGGGCAUUAGGCUUAUUUACAUUGAUUAAAAGCUUCAUGCAUCCUGUUACUUCUAUCCUGUGUGCUUAUCAAUAAAAUUAUAUGACA
Molecule: messenger RNA, 1591 nt
Organism: Python bivittatus (Burmese python)
Lineage: Eukaryota; Metazoa; Chordata; Lepidosauria; Squamata; Pythonidae
Source: RefSeq, a predicted model, not a curated record